Messenger RNA from Paramecium sonneborni, 616 nucleotides. The record is from the annotation of a GenBank genome assembly. Lineage: Eukaryota; Ciliophora; Oligohymenophorea; Peniculida; Parameciidae.
AAUUAAUAAUAAUGUCUGACCCAAUCCCUCCUCCUGAUUCUGCCUACUUCUUUGGAUAUAUUGGAGUGGCAUCUGCAGUCGUUUUUGCAAGUAAUAUUAUAUUAAAUUUUGAGAUUUGGGAUCAUCGUAUGGUGCCACAAAAUCUGGAGUUGGAAUUUGUUCAAUGGGUGUAUUGAAACCAGAUUUAAUCAUGAAAUCUGUCAUCCCAGUUGUCAUGGCUGGUAUUUUGGGAAUUUACGGGAUGAUUGUUGGUGUUAUUUUACAAGGAAAAGGUAUUAAUUAUUUUAUAUAAAUUAAAUAGUGGCAAAUUGUUCAUCUGCACAAUAAGGAUAUGCAUAUUUAUCUGCUGGAUUAUGUUGUGGAUUGAGCUCAUUAGUAAGACUUAUUAAUUUUACAGAUUUUAGGCUGCAGGAUUAUCAAUUGGAAUAGUUGGUGAUGCAGGAGUCAGAGCUAAUGCAUAAUAAGACAGAAUUUUUGUAGGAAUGAUUUUGAUUUUGAUUUUUGCUGAAGCUUUGGCAUUAUAUGGGCUUAUUGUUUCCUUGAUUUUAUCAUAAACUUGAGAAUGAGUAUUAUAAUUAUUCAAACACACAAAUAUAAAGAUAAAUCCUAAUUAAAU